UAGAAUCAAAAGCAGAAAAAAGGUAGAGUUAAACAAUAUAAUAACUAAAAAACAAAGAAGAUUGUAAGAUAAAGCUGAUGAAGUUCACAUUACAAGAAGAGAAUCUGCUUAUUACAAAAGAGAGAGAUAUAAGAGAAUACACUGCUAAGUCUCUGGUUUCUUCUUGAUAACACUUUCACUAUGUACAGAUUCAGCAACACAGUGAUUGGAGUCUUAAACCUCCUCAGCUUACUAGCUUCAAUACCAAUCAUAGGAGCCGCUCUAUGGAAGGCAAGAAGCAGCACAACUUGCGAAAACUUCCUCCAGACUCCUCUACUCGUUAUAGGUUUCAUCAUACUCUUAGUAUCUCUCGCCGGAUUCAUAGGAGCCUGUUUCAACGUGGCAUGGGCUCUUUGGGUUUACUUAGUGGUCAUGAUCUUCCUCAUCGCGACUCUUAUGGGUCUAACUCUGUUUGGUCUGGUGGUGACGAGCCAAGGAGGCGGUGUGGAAGUACCAGGGAGGGUUUAUAAAGAGUAUAGGCUUGGUGAUUAUCAUCCAUGGUUGAGAGAGAGAGUUAGAGAUCCUCAGUAUUGGAUCUCUAUAAGAAGCUGUAUCUUGAGUUCCAAGACUUGUGCUAAGAUUGAAUCUUGGACUACACUUGAUUAUUUCCAAAGAGACAUGACUUCUGUUCAGUCGGGAUGUUGUAAGCCACCAACGGCGUGCGCGUACGAGACCGGAGUAAUAGUAGGAGGAGAAGAUUGCUAUAGAUGGAACAAUGGUAUUGAAACGUUAUGCUACGAGUGUGAUGCUUGCAAAGCUGGUGUUCUUGAAGAGAUACGUCUUGACUGGAGAAAGUUAUCGGUCGUUAAUAUUCUGGUCCUUGUCCUCCUCAUCGCUGUCUAUGCUGCUGGUUGCUGCGCCUUCCACAACACUCGCCACGCAGCUCAUCCUUAUCAUCCUUCUGAUGAUAACCGCAUGACCAAAGUCCGUCCUCGUUGGGACUAUUACUGGUGGAGAUGGUGGCAUGAAAAGAAAGAACAGCUUUACUGAGAGCCUCAUCGCCUGUGCUUUGGUCUGUUUAUCAUUUUCUUUUUUUUUUACCAACUUGUGAUUUAAGAAAACAUAAACAUAAAGAAACGUUGUAGUUCUGUUUCCUAUAAAUCGUCAAGAGAUUAGUAAAUGUCGUUUUGAUUCACAGAAAGAAACAAAAUGGAACAUACAU
Brassica oleracea var. oleracea is the source of this 1201-nucleotide messenger RNA. Its product is annotated as tetraspanin-6. The transcript is spliced from 3 exons. Gene Ontology annotation, biological process: auxin-activated signaling pathway. Bases 181 to 1029 code for a protein of 282 amino acids. Gene Ontology annotation, cellular component: plasma membrane; plasmodesma. The record is from RefSeq and is a predicted model, not a curated record. NCBI's taxonomy places the organism in Eukaryota, Viridiplantae, Streptophyta, Magnoliopsida, Brassicales, Brassicaceae.